AUGAACAACAAUAGCGUCCAAGAAGAUCAAAGAGCAACAAAGAAAGUAAAGAAUCGGGACUUAACAAUUGAAGAAGAGGAAACAAUGCAACAAACAGAGAAUAUGCAGACUGAAAUUGAAGCCCAAGUUGAAGAUACUGCGCGAAAAGAUCAUCCCAAGAGUCCUGAGAAACUCUCUUACGCUGCCAUGACUGCCAGAGGAUCUACCCUAAACAAGAACCCACCAGUCAACUUGCAUGAAGAAGAGAUAGUUCUCCAAGAAGGAGAUGUUACUAUGGACAGAAAUUUCAACUUAAUUGAUCUUGAUAAUGAUUACUAUUUAGUCAAAUUUGAAAAUAUUGAAGACUAUACUAGAGUUCUCACCGAUGGCCCUUGGAUGAUAUUUGGAAGUUACCUGACUGUUCAACCAUGGUCGAGGAACUUUACCACAGCUGAAAAACAUCCCUCACAAGUUAUCGCCUGGCUGCGUCUACCUGGAUUACCGUACAGCCCCAACCCCAAUAUUCGUUGUAAGAUUUGGGAUCUUCUAGACAAGCUCAAGCCUAACAAUAAUGAGCCUUGGAUUCUAGGAGGAGACUUUAAUUGUAUUCUGAGUCCUGAUGAGAGAACAGGUGGUAGCAGUAAGUACAGAGGAGGAAGUAACCAUUUUCAAGAUUUCAUCUUCAACAAUAAUCUGAUUGAUGUUAAUUUCCAAGGUGAAAUUUACUUGGAGGCGGGGCAACCUAUGAAGAAGAAAAGAUUAAUUGCUAGGCUUAAAGGGAUUGAUAAAGCGCUUCGUCACCAUAAUUCAAACAGAUUGUCUAUUCUUGAAGUUGAUCUCAAGAUUGAGCUUGACACAAUUUUAAGACAAGAAGAACUUAUUUGGUCUCAAAGGGCGAGAUGCAAUUGGAUUAAACAUGGAGACAAAAAUACCAAGUACUUUCAUUCCUGUGCGAUUACUAAGGGUAGGAAAAAUAUCAUUACAGCUCUCAAAACUGAAGCUGAGACCUGGUGCGAAGAUCAAGAAAUGCUUAAAGACCAUGUUAAAAAGUUCUAUGAAGAACUAUUCACAAAAGAUCCUUUAGUGAAGAAAUCUCUUGAGAAUUCUAGACCCUUUCCUAAUCUGAAUAGGGAGCAAUGGAACUGGUUGGAUAAACCUUUUGAGAACAUUGAAAUUAAGGAUGCUCUUUUCAGUAUGAAUCCUCUAAAAGCUCCAGGUAUUGAUGGGUUUCAUGCUAACUUCUUCCAGAGUAAUUGGGACACAGUUGGAGAAAAGGUUUGCCAGCUAGUCAAACACUGUCUCAAUGGUGGCCAGAUUGAAGAAGCUUUAAACAGAACGUGUUUGGUUUUAAUUCCUAAGAUUGAUAACCCGGAUAGAAUUACUCAAUUUAGACCUAUAAGCCUCUGUCAGGUUACCUACAAAAUUAUAACCAAAGUUAUCGUUAACCGCUUAAAACCUAUUCUUCCUACUCUAAUUUCUAAUAGCCAAACAAGCUUUAUACCAGGAAGGGUUAUUACAGACAACAUUAUCCUUGCUCAAGAGGUUAUCCACUCUAUGAAGAUAAAGAAAGGUAAGAAGGGGUACCUGGCCAUCAAGAUCGAUCUGGAAAAAGCCUAUGAUAGAUUAGAUUGGAACUUUAUUAGAGAUAGUAUUGUGAAGUUGGGCUUACCUAAUAGAUUUAUUAUGGCUAUUAUGAAUUGUAUUACCUCCACGACGAUCCAAAUUAACUGGAAUGGUGGUCUUACGGAGCCUUUUAAACCAUCAAGGGGAAUCAUACAGGGUGACCCCCUUUCGCCUUACCUAUUUGUCAUCUGCAUGGAGAGAUUAGCUCAAGAAAUUGCAUUAAAUGUGGAUCAAGAUGACCUUAUGCUCUUUGCUGAAGCAGACAAGUCCCAAAUUAAGGUUAUUCAGAAUACGCUCCAAAAAUUCUGUAGCAGUUCGGCUUACACUAUGCAGUCAAUUCUUAUCCCUAAAGGAACUUGCGAUGAACUGGAAAGAUUUACUAGAAACUUUAUCUGGGGUCAUACUAAUGAACAUAGAGGUGUUCAUCUGGUGAACUGGGAUACCCUUUGUAAACCUAUUAAAGAUGGGGGACAAGGCCUAAAGAACUUGAGGAUGCAAAACAAGGCUUUCCUCUUUAAACUGGCUUAUAAACUUAUUAAUAGAAAUGAUCUGUUAUGGGUGCAGGUGAUGAGAAACAAAUAUAAAGUGGAAGGAAUCCUGCCUGAGAAGCUAACUAAGAAGGGAGGUUCAGCUCUCUGGAACCACAUAUGCAACCUUUGGUCAGAGUUUAAGCAGAAUAUCUGCUGGAACAUUGGUAACGGAAAUCAUGUUCAAUUUUGGCACGACAAUUGGCUAGAUCAGAAUGGCCCUUUAUCAAAUUCAUGCAUCCAUCCAGUUGAAGUGGAAAACGACAAAUCCAAAGUAAAUGAGAUGAUCAACCAGAAUAGUACCUGGGAUUGGAACAAGAUUCAUUGGCUACUUCCAGACCAAAUUAUCAACAAAUUGAAAGCUACACCUCCUCCAAUAGAAGUUAGCAUUGCAGACUCGCCCGGCUGGAUUCCCUCGGAGAAAAGAGUCUUCACUGUCAAAUCUGCUUAUAAGAAAAUCACAAAUAUCAAUUCAUCAGAGGAGAAAAUCUGGUCCACCAUUGCCAAGCAUAAUAGCAUACCCAGAAUUAAAACUUUCCUAUGGCUUAUAGGAAACGACAGAUUACUAACCAAUUCAGAAAGAGCCCGUAGACAUUUGACAACAGAUGAAAGAUGCCCUAUGUGCAACUAUGAAUCAGAAGAUAUCAACCAUUUGAUGAGAUUCUGCCCAAAAAUUUUGCAGAUGGAUUGA
Molecule: messenger RNA, 2820 nt
Organism: Hibiscus syriacus
Lineage: Eukaryota; Viridiplantae; Streptophyta; Magnoliopsida; Malvales; Malvaceae
Exons: 6
Coding region: 1-2820 (939 amino acids)
Source: RefSeq, a predicted model, not a curated record